AUGGCGUCCAGUGCAAUGGCUUUGCUGCUGGUAUGCCUGCUUUUUGCUGCGACAGACAUUGCUUCUCUCCACGUGCCAACAAAUGGUCACAAUGGGCAGAACUUCGGUGGUUGGAAUGAUCAAAAGGUGAAAGAACUAUUCGAAAAGUGGAUAGCAAUGCAUGACAAAUCCUACAAUGGUUUAAUGGAGAGGGAGAAGAGAUUCGGGAUAUUUAAAGACAACCUGCUUUACAUCGACCAACAUAAUGCUGGAAGCCACUCCUACAAGUUGGGGCUCAAUCGGUACUUUGAUCUCAAUCGGUUUUUUGAUCUCACAAACGAAGAGUAUCGCUCAACUCACUUACGCACCAUAAUGGACGAGAACAAGGAGCUGGUGCCUUCAUCAAGCCGACACUAUGAAGUCCAAGAAGGAGAACAACUUCCUAACUGGAUAGACUGGAGGGCCCUCGGUGGAGUUGUGCCAAUUAAAGACCAAAGGCAAUGUGGUUGGGCAUUCUCAGCAAUUGCAGCAAUCGAAAACAUAAACAUGAUCGUGAUUGAUGAACUUAUCUCAUUGUCAGAGCAAGAAUCGGAAGAUUGUGAUACCACCUACAGUCAGGGCUGCAAUGGCGGCUACAAGGAUUAUGACUUUCAAUUCAUUAUGAAUACUGAACACGAUUACCCUUACAUGGCUGUUGAUGGUGUCAGCAACGUUACAAAGAAAAACACUCAGGUCGUUACAAUUGACGGUUAUGAAUAUGCACCAUGAUAUGAUGAGAAAGUGAUAAAGAAGGUUGUUGCCCACUAGCCUUUGAGUGUUUCGAUUAAAGGAUCAGGCUGGGAUUUCUAUCUCUAUCAAUAUGGCAUUUUCACCAGAAAAUGUAGAACCGAUCUUGAUCAGGCAGUUGCAAUUGUUGGGUAUGGAAUCGAGAAUGAUAUGAAUUAUUGGAUUGUAAAAAACUCAUGGAGAGUUAAAUGGGGUGAGGGUGGAUGCAUAAGAAUAUCGCUAGAACUUUAG
Molecule: messenger RNA, 996 nt
Organism: Nymphaea colorata (pocket water lily)
Lineage: Eukaryota; Viridiplantae; Streptophyta; Magnoliopsida; Nymphaeales; Nymphaeaceae
Product: cysteine proteinase RD21A-like
Cellular component (GO): lysosome
Molecular function (GO): cysteine-type endopeptidase activity
Source: RefSeq, a predicted model, not a curated record